Messenger RNA from Ochotona curzoniae (black-lipped pika), 924 nucleotides. Its product is annotated as putative gustatory receptor clone PTE01. Lineage: Eukaryota; Metazoa; Chordata; Mammalia; Lagomorpha; Ochotonidae. The record is from RefSeq and is a predicted model, not a curated record. Bases 13 to 924 code for a protein of 303 amino acids. Gene Ontology annotation, biological process: G protein-coupled receptor signaling pathway. Gene Ontology annotation, cellular component: membrane. The transcript has a single exon. Gene Ontology annotation, molecular function: olfactory receptor activity; G protein-coupled receptor activity.
GAAUUCCAACUCAUGGUCUUCUCCAAGAAUCCAGAUCUGCAUCCUGUGCUGCUGGGACUGUUCCUUUCCAUGUACCUGCUCUCAGUGCUCGGGAACCUGCUCAUCAUCCUGGCUGUCACCUCAGACUGCCACCUGCACACACCCAUGUACUUCUUCCUCUGCAGCCUGUCCUUUGCUGACGUGGGUCUCACCUCCACCACGGUUCCCAGGUUGAUUGUUGCCAUCCUCACCCACAGGACAGACAUCUCCUAUGCUGGUUGCCUAACUCAGAUGUCUUUCUCCAUCAUCUUUGGGUGCAUGGAUGAUUUGCUGCUUACAGUGAUGGCCUAUGAUCGAUUUGUUGCCAUCUGUCACUCCCUACAUUACCAAGUCAUCAUGAACCCUCACUGCUGUGGCUUCCUAGUUGCAAUGACAUUUGUGGCCAGCCUGCUGGAUACCCUACUGCACAAUGUGAUGGUUUUAGAAGUUACCUGCUUCAAAACAUUGGAAAUUUCUAGCUUCUUCUGUGACCCUUCUCAGCUUCUCAACCUCACCUGCACAAACACCUUGACCCAUGACAUAUUUAUAUAUUUUGUUGGGCUUCUAUUUGUCUUUUUCCCUAUCUCAGGGAUCUUUUACUCUUACUAUAAAAUCAUUUCCUGCAUUCUGAGGGUCCCAUCUCCAGAGGGGAGGCAUAAAACCUUCUCCACCUGUGGUUCUCACCUCACAGUUGUUGGCUUAUUUUAUGGAACAGCCUUUGGGGUGUAUUUGACCUCAGCUUUCUCAAUAUCUACUAGGAAGAGUGCAGUGGCCUCAGUGACAUAUGCAGUGGUCACCCCCAUGCUCAACCCAUUCAUCUACAGCCUGAGGAAUGGGGACAUCAAGAGGGCCAUGUGCAGGGUCUUCAAAAAACAGUCUCAUCUAGUUUCUGUGUCCUCCAUCUGA